Messenger RNA from Closterium sp. Naga37s-1, 13584 nucleotides. Lineage: Eukaryota; Viridiplantae; Streptophyta; Zygnematophyceae; Desmidiales; Closteriaceae. The record is from the annotation of a GenBank genome assembly.
AUGGAGGACGCGGAAAUUGCAGCAGAUGCAGGCGAUGCGGCUGAGGAGGUGGUGGUUGUGGAGAUUGGAGAGAACGAGUUGAGCGCACAGGAGGGAGGGAAGGAGGAGGCAGAGAAGGAGGAGGAAGAGGAGGAAGAGGAGGAGGAGGUUGAUGUGGAGAUUGAAGGGGAUGAAUUGCGCGUAGAAAUGGAGGACGAUGCGGUGAGCAUGGAUAUAACGGAGGAGGAGGUAGAGGAAAGCAUGCACGCGGGCGUAGCUGCAGUAGGCGCGUUCGUUGGCUGGCAUCCCGUGGAAGCGGGCGGAAGGGGCGUUUCCGCCCCGCGCGGGGCUCGCAGCGGAGGGGAAGGCGCGGGGGAAAGCGCGGAGGGUUUGCGCGGGGCGGAGGGGCCCCGGACUCCCGACGGGUGGUUUGGUGAAUCAGCGCUGGUAGGCGCGCGGGAUGGGGACCGGGGGGGCGAUAGCGCGGAGGAUGGUUCGGAAAUUAGAGCAGCGGUAGGCGGAAGGGAUAGCGCAGCGGAUGCGGAAGAGGGUCGCGCACGAGGGGAAGGGGAAGGGGAAGGGGGGAAGGGGAGGCGGCGAGCGGGCCGCAAGUCGGUGGGGAGGGGUAGGGUGGGGCAGGGGAGAAGGAGAACCGGGAAGGGCGCGGGAGAUUCAGCUAGGACGGGCAUGGAAGGUGGGUGUGGAACCCCGGGCAACGAGCAGGGGCGGUCGGGGGUAGCAGAACCGCAGGCAGGUGGUACGUUCCAGGGGGAGAAGGACGAGAAGCAACACACGGGCGGACGGUCAACGAGGAAAGAAGUGCGAACGAGGGGUCAAGCGCGGUUGGCAGUGGUUAUAGCGGAUGCGUUGGAUAAAGGGAGGGCUGCGGGGACAGCUGGAGCAGCAGCGAAAUUGAGGAAGGAGAGGAGGGAGAGUGCGAAGAGGGGAGAGAGGGCGGAGAGGGCUGAGAGGAGGAGCAAGGCCAAGGCUCGAGAUGUCUUGUGGGUGAAACGGCAGAGCUUAGAACGAGGGGCUAAGGUCGGUGCGAAUACAGGGGCGAAAGGAGGCGCGAAAGGAGGGGCGAAAGCAGGGGCGAGAGGACGACCUGCGAAAGGGAGGAAAGCGAAGUCGAAGGAAGGAGAGGUGGGGGGAGGGGCUACGGCAGAAGGGAGGGGGGCGAGGGCGGGGAAGGGGAGGCCAGGGAGGAGAGUGACAGGUGAGGCAAAGGUCAAGGGGGUUGUGGGAGGGAACGGUGGUGACGUGGAAGCUAUGAAAAAAAUAAAGGGCAGAAGAAUUGCAUGUGAGGAGAAGGGUGAGGGGAAUGCGGGAGGGAGCGACAGUGAAGAGUUGGGGGAUUGUGGGGCGGAGUGUGGGAGUGAGGACGAUUGCGGGGAUGAGGAAGAGUGUGGGGUGGAGGAGAUGUGGGGAUGUGAGGUGGAGAGUGGUGCGGAGGGAGCGUGUGGUGUGGAAGAGGAAUGCGGUGCAGUGGAAGAGGCGUGGGGGAAUGAGGCGGGGUGUGAGAGGGAGGAGAGAGGGGACCAGACAUGCGGCAUGACUGUGACUCCUGAAUUUAUGAAGACGCGUUUACAGAAGGGGCUGAGAGGAGGGGUGAGGGGCGGCGGGCAGAGGAAGGAAGGGGUUGGGCAGCCAAGUGGGGUGACUCCUGAGUUUAUGAAGACGCGUUUGAGGAAGGGGCAGAGAGGGAGGAAGGAAGAGGUUGGCCGGCCGAAUGGGGUGACUGCUGAGUUUAUGAAAACGCGUUUACAGAAGGGGCGCAGAGGAGGGGUGAGGGACGAAGGGCGCAGGGAGGAAGAGGCUGAUCCGUCUGGUAGUGCGAGUCCGGAUGUGGUGGAGGUGCCUCUAAUGGGGCAUGGGGUGGAGGUGCCUCUAAUGGGGCAUGGGGUGGAGGUGCCUCUGAUGGAACAUGGGGGGCCCAUGGUGGGGCAUGGGGUGGAGGUAGAGCAUGGUAGGCCGUGUGGUGGGGCUUCUGCUGAGGGGUCUCAGGAGGGAAGGCUUAGGCCGUGUGGUGGGGCUUCUGCUGAGGGGUCUCAGGAGGGAAGGCUUAGGCCGUGUGGUGGGGCUUCUGCUGAGGGGUCUCAGGAGGGAAGGCUUAGGCCGUGUGGUGGGGCUUCUGCUGAGGGGUCUCAGGAGGGAAGGCUUAGGCCGUGUGGUGGGGCUUCUGCUGAGGGGUCUCAGGAGGGAAGGCUUAGGCCGUGUGGUGGGGCUUCUGCUGAGGGGUCUCAGGAGGGAAGGCUUAGGCCGUGUGGUGGGGCUUCUGCUGAGGGGUCUCAGGAGGGAAGGCUUAGGCCGUGUGGUGGGGCUUCUGCUGAGGGGUCUCAGGAGGGAAGGCUUAGGCCGUGUGGUGGGGCUUCUGCUGAGGGGUCUCAGGAGGGAAGGCUUAGGCCGUGUGGUGGGGCUUCUGCUGAGGGGUCUCAGGAGGGAAGGCUUAGGCCGUGUGGUGGGGCUUCUGCUGAGGGGUCUCAGGAGGGAAGGCUUAGGCCGUGUGGUGGGGCUUCUGCUGAGGGGUCUCAGGAGGGAAGGCUUAGGCCGUGUGGUGGGGCUUCUGCUGAGGGGUCUCAGGAGGGAAGGCUUAGGCCGUGUGGUGGGGCUUCUGCUGAGGGGUCUCAGGAGGGAAGGCUUAGGCCGUGUGGUGGGGCUUCUGCUGAGGGGUCUCAGGAGGGAAGGCUUAGGCCGUGUGGUGGGGCUUCUGCUGAGGGGUCUCAGGAGGGAAGGCUUAGGCCGUGUGGUGGGCUUCUGCUGAGGGGUCUCAGGAGGGAAGGCUUAGGCCGUGUGGGGUCUCAGGAGGGAAGGCGUAGGCCGUGUGGUGGGGCUUCUGCUGAGGGGUCUCAGGAGGGAAGGCUUAGGCCGUGUGGUGGGGCUUCUGCUGAGGGGUCUCAGGAGGGAAGGCUUAGGCCGUGUGGUGGGGCUUCUGCUGAGGGGUCUCAGGAGGGAAGGCUUAGGCCGUGUGGUGGGGCUUCUGCUGAGGGGUCUCAGGAGGGAAGGCUUAGGCCGUGUGGUGGGGCUUCUGCUGAGGGGUCUCAGGAGGGAAGGCUUAGGCCGUGUGGUGGGGCUUCUGCUGAGGGGUCUCAGGAGGGAAGGCUUAGGCCGUGUGGUGGGGCUUCUGCUGAGGGGUCUCAGGAGGGAAGGCUUAGGCCGUGUGGUGGGGCUUCUGCUGAGGGGUCUCAGGAGGGAAGGCUUAGGCCGUGUGGUGGGGCUUCUGCUGAGGGGUCUCAGGAGGGAAGGCUUAGGCCGUGUGGUGGGGCUUCUGCUGAGGGGUCUCAGGAGGGAAGGCUUAGGCCGUGUGGUGGGGCUUCUGCUGAGGGGUCUCAGGAGGGAAGGCGUAGGCCGUGUGGUGGGGCUUCUGCUGAGGGGUCUCAGGAGGGAAGGCUUAGGCCGUGUGGUGGGGCUUCUGCUGAGGGGUCUCAGGAGGGAAGGCUUAGGCCGUGUGGUGGGGCUUCUGCUGAGGGGUCUCAGGAGGGAAGGCUUAGGCCGUGUGGUGGGGCUUCUGCUGAGGGGUCUCAGGAGGGAAGGCUUAGGCCGUGUGGUGGGGCUUCUGCUGAGGGGUCUCAGGAGGGAAGGCUUAGGCCGUGUGGUGGGGCUUCUGCUGAGGGGUCUCAGGAGGGAAGGCUUAGGCCGUGUGGUGGGGCUUCUGCUGAGGGGUCUCAGGAGGGAAGGCUUAGGCCGUGUGGUGGGGCUUCUGCUGAGGGGUCUCAGGAGGGAAGGCUUAGGCCGUGUGGUGGGGCUUCUGCUGAGGGGUCUCAGGAGGGAAGGCUUAGGCCGUGUGGUGGGGCUUCUGCUGAGGGGUCUCAGGAGGGAAGGCGUAGGCCGUGUGGUGGGGCUUCUGCUGAGGGGUCUCAGGAGGGAAGGCUUAGGCCGUGUGGUGGGGCUUCUGCUGAGGGGUCUCAGGAGGGAAGGCUUAGGCCGUGUGGUGGGGCUUCUGCUGAGGGGUCUCAGGAGGGAAGGCUUAGGCCGUGUGGUGGGGCUUCUGCUGAGGGGUCUCAGGAGGGAAGGCUUAGGCCGUGUGGUGGGGCUUCUGCUGAGGGGUCUCAGGAGGGAAGGCGUAGGCCGUGUGGUGGGGCUUCUGCUGAGGGGUCUCAGGAGGGAAGGCGUAGGCCGUGUGGUGGGGCUUCUGCUGAGGGGUCUCAGGAGGGAAGGCUUAGGCCGUGUGGUGGGGCUUCUGCUGAGGGGUCUCAGGAGGGAAGGCGUAGGCCGUGUGGUGGGGCUUCUGCUGAGGGGUCUCAGGAGGGAAGGCUUAGGCCGUGUGGUGGGGCUUCUGCUGAGGGGUCUCAGGAGGGAAGGCUUAGGCCGUGUGGUGGGGCUUCUGCUGAGGGGUCUCAGGAGGGAAGGCGUAGGCCGUGUGGUGGGGCUUCUGCUGAGGGGUCUCAGGAGGGAAGGCGUAGGCCGUGUGGUGGGGCUUCUGCUGAGGGGUCUCAGGAGGGAAGGCUUAGGCCGUGUGGUGGGGCUUCUGCUGAGGGGUCUCAGGAGGGAAGGCGUAGGCCGUGUGGUGGGGCUUCUGCUGAGGGGUCUCAGGAGGGAAGGCUUAGGCCGUGUGGUGGGGCUUCUGCUGAGGGGUCUCAGGAGGGAAGGCGUAGGCCGUGUGGUGGGGCUUCUGCUGAGGGGUCUCAGGAGAGAAGGCUUAGGCCGUGUGGUGGGGCUUCUGCUGAGGGGUCUCAGGAGGGAAGGCUUAGGCCGUGUGGUGGGGCUUCUGCUGAGGGGUCUCAGGAGGGAAGGCUUAGGCCGUGUGGUGGGGCUUCUGCUGAGGGGUCUCAGGAGGGAAGGCUUAGGCCGUGUGGUGGGGCUUCUGCUGAGGGGUCUCAGGAGGGAAGGCUUAGGCCGUGUGGUGGGGCUUCUGCUGAGGGGUCUCAGGAGGGAAGGCUUAGGCCGUGUGGUGGGGCUUCUGCUGAGGGGUCUCAGGAGGGAAGGCUUAGGCCGUGUGGUGGGGCUUCUGCUGAGGGGUCUCAGGAGGGAAGGCUUAGGCCGUGUGGUGGGGCUUCUGCUGAGGGGUCUCAGGAGGGAAGGCUUAGGCCGUGUGGUGGGGCUUCUGCUGAGGGGUCUCAGGAGGGAAGGCUUAGGCCGUGUGGUGGGGCUUCUGCUGAGGGGUCUCAGGAGGGAAGGCUUAGGCCGUGUGGUGGGGCUUCUGCUGAGGGGUCUCAGGAGGGAAGGCGUAGGCCGUGUGGUGGGGCUUCUGCUGAGGGGUCUCAGGAGGGAAGGCUUAGGCCGUGUGGUGGGGCUUCUGCUGAGGGGUCUCAGGAGGGAAGGCUUAGGCCGUGUGGUGGGGCUUCUGCUGAGGGGUCUCAGGAGGGAAGGCUUAGGCCGUGUGGUGGGGCUUCUGCUGAGGGGUCUCAGGAGGGAAGGCUUAGGCCGUGUGGUGGGGCUUCUGCUGAGGGGUCUCAGGAGGGAAGGCGUAGGCCGUGUGGUGGGGCUUCUGCUGAGGGGUCUCAGGAGGGAAGGCUUAGGCCGUGUGGUGGGGCUUCUGCUGAGGGGUCUCAGGAGGGAAGGCUUAGGCCGUGUGGUGGGGCUUCUGCUGAGGGGUCUCAGGAGGGAAGGCUUAGGCCGUGUGGUGGGGCUUCUGCUGAGGGGUCUCAGGAGGGAAGGCUUAGGCCGUGUGGUGGGGCUUCUGCUGAGGGGUCUCAGGAGGGAAGGCGUAGGCCGUGUGGUGGGGCUUCUGCUGAGGGGUCUCAGGAGGGAAGGCGUAGGCCGUGUGGUGGGGCUUCUGCUGAGGGGUCUCAGGAGGGAAGGCGUAGGCCGUGUGGUGGGGCUUCUGCUGAGGGGUCUCAGGAGGGAAGGCGUAGGCCGUGUGGUGGGGCUUCUGCUGAGGGGUCUCAGGAGGGAAGGCGUAGGCCGUGUGGUGGGGCUUCUGCUGAGGGGUCUCAGGAGGGAAGGCUUAGGCCGUGUGGUGGGGCUUCUGCUGAGGGGUCUCAGGAGGGAAGGCUUAGGCCGUGUGGUGGGGCUUCUGCUGAGGGGUCUCAGGAGGGAAGGCUUAGGCCGUGUGGUGGGGCUUCUGCUGAGGGGUCUCAGGAGGGAAGGCUUAGGCCGUGUGGUGGGGCUUCUGCUGAGGGGUCUCAGGAGGGAAGGCUUAGGCCGUGUGGUGGGGCUUCUGCUGAGGGGUCUCAGGAGGGAAGGCGUAGGCCGUGUGGUGGGGCUUCUGCUGAGGGGUCUCAGGAGGGAAGGCUUAGGCCGUGUGGUGGGGCUUCUGCUGAGGGGUCUCAGGAGGGAAGGCUUAGGCCGUGUGGUGGGGCUUCUGCUGAGGGGUCUCAGGAGGGAAGGCUUAGGCCGUGUGGUGGGGCUUCUGCUGAGGGGUCUCAGGAGGGAAGGCUUAGGCCGUGUGGUGGGGCUUCUGCUGAGGGGUCUCAGGAGGGAAGGCUUAGGCCGUGUGGUGGGGCUUCUGCUGAGGGGUCUCAGGAGGGAAGGCUUAGGCCGUGUGGUGGGGCUUCUGCUGAGGGGUCUCAGGAGGGAAGGCUUAGGCCGUGUGGUGGGGCUUCUGCUGAGGGGUCUCAGGAGGGAAGGCGUAGGCCGUGUGGUGGGGCUUCUGCUGAGGGGUCUCAGGAGGGAAGGCUUAGGCCGUGUGGUGGGGCUUCUGCUGAGGGGUCUCAGGAGGGAAGGCUUAGGCCGUGUGGUGGGGCUUCUGCUGAGGGGUCUCAGGAGGGAAGGCUUAGGCCGUGUGGUGGGGCUUCUGCUGAGGGGUCUCAGGAGGGAAGGCUUAGGCCGUGUGGUGGGGCUUCUGCUGAGGGGUCUCAGGAGGGAAGGCUUAGGCCGUGUGGUGGGGCUUCUGCUGAGGGGUCUCAGGAGGGAAGGCUUAGGCCGUGUGGUGGGGCUUCUGCUGAGGGGUCUCAGGAGGGAAGGCUUAGGCCGUGUGGUGGGGCUUCUGCUGAGGGGUCUCAGGAGGGAAGGCUUAGGCCGUGUGGUGGGGCUUCUGCUGAGGGGUCUCAGGAGGGAAGGCGUAGGCCGUGUGGUGGGGCUUCUGCUGAGGGGUCUCAGGAGGGAAGGCUUAGGCCGUGUGGUGGGGCUUCUGCUGAGGGGUCUCAGGAGGGAAGGCGUAGGCCGUGUGGUGGGGCUUCUGCUGAGGGGUCUCAGGAGGGAAGGCGUAGGCCGUGUGGUGGGGCUUCUGCUGAGGGGUCUCAGGAGGGAAGGCUUAGGCCGUGUGGUGGGGCUUCUGCUGAGGGGUCUCAGGAGGGAAGGCUUAGGCCGUGUGGUGGGGCUUCUGCUGAGGGGUCUCAGGAGGGAAAGCGUAGGCCGUGUGGUGGGGCUUCUGCUGAGGGGUCUCAGGAGGGAAGGCUUAGGCCGUGUGGUGGGGCUUCUGCUGAGGGGUCUCAGGAGGGAAGGCUUAGGCCGUGUGGUGGGGCUUCUGCUGAGGGGUCUCAGGAGGGAAGGCUUAGGCCGUGUGGUGGGGCUUCUGCUGAGGGGUCUCAGGAGGGAAGGCGUAGGCCGUGUGGUGGGGCUUCUGCUGAGGGGUCUCAGGAGGGAAGGCUUAGGCCGUGUGGUGGGGCUUCUGCUGAGGGGUCUCAAGAGGGAAGGCUUAGGCCGUGUGGUGGGGCUUCUGCUGAGGGGUCUCAGGAGGGAAGGCUUAGGCCGUGUGGUGGGGCUUCUGCUGAGGGGUCUCAGGAGGGAAGGCGUAGGCCGUGUGGUGGGGCUUCUGCUGAGGGGUCUCAGGAGGGAAGGCUUAGGCCGUGUGGUGGGGCUUCUGCUGAGGGGUCUCAGGAGGGAAGGCUUAGGCCGUGUGGUGGGGCUUCUGCUGAGGGGUCUCAGGAGGGAAGGCUUAGGCCGUGUGGUGGGGCUUCUGCUGAGGGGUCUCAGGAGGGAAGGCGUAGGCCGUGUGGUGGGGCUUCUGCUGAGGGGUCUCAGGAGGGAAGGCUUAGGCCGUGUGGUGGGGCUUCUGCUGAGGGGUCUCAGGAGGGAAGGCUUAGGCCGUGUGGUGGGGCUUCUGCUGAGGGGUCUCAGGAGGGAAGGCGUAGGCCGUGUGGUGGGGCUUCUGCUGAGGGGUCUCAGGAGGGAAGGCUUAGGCCGUGUGGUGGGGCUUCUGCUGAGGGGUCUCAGGAGGGAAGGCUUAGGCCGUGUGGUGGGGCUUCUGCUGAGGGGUCUCAGGAGGGAAGGCGUAGGCCGUGUGGUGGGGCUUCUGCUGAGGGGUCUCAGGAGGGAAGGCUUAGGCCGUGUGGUGGGGCUUCUGCUGAGGGGUCUCAGGAGGGAAGGCUUAGGCCGUGUGGUGGGGCUUCUGCUGAGGGGUCUCAGGAGGGAAGGCGUAGGCCGUGUGGUGGGGCUUCUGCUGAGGGGUCUCAGGAGGGAAGGCUUAGGCCGUGUGGUGGGGCUUCUGCUGAGGGGUCUCAGGAGGGAAGGCUUAGGCCGUGUGGUGGGGCUUCUGCUGAGGGGUCUCAGGAGGGAAGGCUUAGGUCGUGUGGUGGGGCUUCUGCUGAGGGGUCUCAGGAGGGAAGGCUUAGGCCGUGUGGUGGGGCUUCUGCUGAGGGGUCUCAGGAGGGAAGGCUUAGGCCGUGUGGUGGGGCUUCUGCUGAGGGGUCUCAGGAGGGAAGGCUUAGGCCGUGUGGUGGGGCUUCUGCUGAGGGGUCUCAGGAGGGAAGGCUUAGGCCGUGUGGUGGGGCUUCUGCUGAGGGGUCUCAGGAGGGAAGGCGUAGGCCGUGUGGUGGGGCUUCUGCUGAGGGGUCUCAGGAGGGAAGGCUUAGGCCGUGUGGUGGGGCUUCUGCUGAGGGGUCUCAGGAGGGAAGGCUUAGGCCGUGUGGUGGGGCUUCUGCUGAGGGGUCUCAGGAGGGAAGGCGUAGGCCGUGUGGUGGGGCUUCUGCUGAGGGGUCUCAGGAGGGAAGGCUUAGGCCGUGUGGUGGGGCUUCUGCUGAGGGGUCUCAGGAGGGAAGGCUUAGGCCGUGUGGUGGGGCUUCUGCUGAGGGGUCUCAGGAGGGAAGGCGUAGGCCGUGUGGUGGGGCUUCUGCUGAGGGGUCUCAGGAGGGAAGGCGUAGGCCGUGUGGUGGGGCUUCUGCUGAGGGGUCUCAGGAGGGAAGGCGUAGGCCGUGUGGUGGGGCUUCUGCUGAGGGGUCUCAGGAGGGAAGGCGUAGGCCGUGUGGUGGGGCUUCUGCUGAGGGGUCUCAGGAGGGAAGGCGUAGGCCGUGUGGUGGGGCUUCUGCUGAGGGGUCUCAGGAGGGAAGGCGUAGGCCGUGUGGUGGGGCUUCUGCUGAGGGGUCUCAGGAGGAAAGGCGUAGGCCGUGUGGUGGGGCUUCUGCUGAGGGGUCUCAGGAGGGAAGGCUUAGGCCGUGUGGUGGGGCUUCUGCUGAGGGGUCUCAGGAGGGAAGGCGUAGGCCGUGUGGUGGGGCUUCUGCUGAGGGGUCUCAGGAGGGAAGGCGUAGGCCGUGUGGUGGGGCUUCUGCUGAGGGGUCUCAGGAGGGAAGGCGUAGGCCGUGUGGUGGGGCUUCUGCUGAGGGGUCUCAGGAGGGAAGGCUUAGGCCGUGUGGUGGGGCUUCUGCUGAGGGGUCUCAGGAGGGAAGGCUUAGGCCGUGUGGUGGGGCUGUACGGGGAGGGAGGAAGCGGAAGCGGGCAGGGGUGAGGGUGGGAGAGGCGGAGGGUGCGGAUGUGGGGUUUGCAGGUGGGGAGGAAGAAGCAUGUAGACUCGUUGGUGCAUGGGAUGAGUCUCCUUUGAAUAGUUCCCCACGUGGGAGUGCAGGAUAUGCAGGGACUGCAGUGGGAGUAGUGGGAGCAGUGAUGGUGGGGGAAGCCGAGGGCGCAGAUGGGGGGGUUGCAGCUGGUGAGGAGGAAGCAUGUAGGCGCGUGGAUGCAAGAGAUGCAUUUCCUUCAAAUGAUGCUCCGUGUGGGGCUGCAGGGGCGUCAGUCACUGCAGGGAGAGCAGUGGGAGCAGAGGAAGCAGUGAGGGGGGAAGUGGGAGCAGUGGGUGUAGUGAGGGCAGUGAGAGAACUAAGGGCAGUGAGAGAAGUGAGGGCAGGGACUGGACCUGCAGCAGCAACAACUGCUGCUGCAUUUGGGAGUCCCAUUGGUGUGGCUUCGCCUGAUAAUGUCACACGGUCUGCCAAUGCUGACACUGCUGCCAACGCGACCAAUGCUACUCCCGACUCGCCACUACCUGCCACACCUCCCCGUGCCUCCUCGCUUCCCCAACGCUCCACUGCUGCUGGUGCUGCCACUGCUGCCAACGCUACCAACGCUACCAACGCGGCCAAUGCACCAUCCCCCAGCGUGCGAGCUCCUUCCCACUCGCCACUACCUGCCACACCUCCUCGUGCUGCCUCACGUCGUCGCUGCUCCACUCCUCCCCCUCCGCCUGCCACCGCCCCCCACCGACUGUCCCACCCACCUUCUCACCCGCCUCCCCACCCACUUUCGCACCAGCCUUCCCACAAAGGCAGCAAGAACUUGUUACACUCCCGGAAACCCAGCCGUGCGGCUUCUCACAUGAAUACCCCAGCUGGAGGGGGUGCUUCCAACUCUAGACCUCCCAGACCCGCCACCAUUGGCCCUGGCAUUGUAGUGGAAUACUCAAGGAGUGGUGCGAAUCCCCUCAAACUCUCAUUCCUGCCGCACACCUCACUCUCCUUCCCACCAGCCGUCUCGCUCUCCUUCCUGCCACCCUCCGCAUCUCGUCGCCCGCGCUUCCGUCCCCUGGCCUACUGGCUGCAUGAGAGAAUUUUCAGUCCAGUGGAUGUGGAGCGACCUUCUGUCUUGCUUGGACUGCAGCCAACCACACGUGCAGAGGAGUUGAAGAUGAUCAGGAAGGCCUUGCUUGGGGAUUUGAUUCGCGAUGGGGAGGAGCAAGAGGGAAUGGAAGAGCAGGGUGGAGCGGAAGAGCAGGAGGAAGGGGAAGGGAAUGGCGCAGAGAGGGAUGGAUCGAGGGAGGUGGGUGAGAAGCAGAAGAGCAAGAGGAGGCGGAAAGGGCAAGAAGAAGAAGUUGUUCAGGCGGGGGGUGUGGGUGAUACGGCUGGAGAGGCACAUGGGGAGAGAGCAGUGGCCUCUGAGUUGGCCCGGAAGUCGCCUAGGGGGAAAGGGAGGUGUGCUCAAGGGGAAGGGGGGGUUGAGACGGAGGAUGUGGGUGCUACGGCUGGAGAGGCACAUGGGGAGAGAGCAGCGGCUUCUUUAUCGGCCCGGAAGUCGCCUAGGGGGAGGAAGGGUUGCGGGCGAGGGGGGGUUGAGGCGGGGGGUGUGGGUGCCUCGGCUGGGAUGACAGGUGUGGGGAGAGCAGUGGCUACUGAAUCGGCCCAGAAGUCGAAGUCGCCUAGGGGGAGGGGAAGGUGUGCUCAAGGGGUGGAUGACGAGGAGGGAGUGGGUGCUUUGGUUGGAAGGACAGGUGGGGAAGGAGCGGUGGCUACUGAAUUGGCCCUAAAGUCGCCUAGGGGGAGGGAGAGGUUUGCUCAAGCGGGGGUUGAGGCGGAAGGUGUUGCUGCAAAGACAGGGGCGGGGAAAGCAGUGGCCUCUGAAUCACCUCGAAAGUCGCGUAGAGGGAGGGGGAGGUGUGCCCAAGUUGGGGUCGAAGCAGAGGGUUUGGUUAAUUCUGCUCGAAAGGGAGGGGCGGGGAGAGUGGUGGCUACUGAAGCAACUCGAAAGGCUGCCAAGACUGCUGCUCUGGCUCGGAUGUGCCGAACCUCGAGGCCUGGGCAGAAGGGGAGAGUAGGUGUGGGUGGGGAGGAGGGGAGAGUGGGGGCGGCUGGUGUGGGGGAUGUGGGGAGGGUUGAGGAGGGGAAUGGAGGACUGGGUGGGAGUGGGGGAGGGGCGGAGCAAGAGGGGGGGAAAAGCAAGGGAAAAGGGGAUGGGGAAGCGAAGGGGAAAGCGAAUGGGGAUGCGAACGGGAGGGCGAAUGUUCUUAAAAGAAAGAGAGUUGAGGUGCAGGAAAUGGAAAGGAGGAGUGUGAGAGUGACCAGAUCGAUGGCUAGGAUUGCUCGAGGGGAUAAUGGGGAUGUGGGGAACGGGGGAAGGAAGGGGAAGGGACUAGAGAAGGGGAAGGGGGAAGGGAAGGGGAAGGGGGAAGGGAAGGGGGAAGGGAAGGGGGAAGGGAAGGGGAAGGGGGGAAGGAAGGGGAAGGAGGUGGGGAAGGGGAAGGAUGAUUCGCCUCCCCCACCCUCCCCUCUUCCCUCUGUCAACAUCUCCGAAUCAACUCGCAAUCGCCCCUCUGCUUCAACCUCCGCCUCUGCUUCUGCCACUGCCGCUGCCGCUGCUGGUAACCCUAUGGCUUCACCGUCCCACGCCCCUAGAAACCGGGCCAAUCAGAACCACCGCGGUCAGAACCACCCCUCUCAAGAUGAUCCCCCUGAAAGCCCCGUCUCUGCUCCUGCUUUCGCUCCUGGCGCCGCUCCUGCCCUGGAUCACAUGGGGUGGACGGCGGGUCAAGUGAGAGCGUACCACGAGGCCAUGAGUGCUGUGAAUCCGCAUGAAAGCGGGUUCUGGGAGAGGGUGGCGCUGUGGGUGACUGGGAAGACGGCGACUGAGUGCUUUAACCGGCACCAUGAGCAGUUUCCGACCCCGCCGAGACGGAGGGAAAGGCAGAGGCGGUUGAUUGGAGGGGGUGUGAGGGGGGAGGAGGAGGGGCGGCAGGAGGAGCAGGGGCAGGAGCAACAGCAGCGAGGGGUGCCGGUUGGGGAGUCAUCCCAUGCUGCGUUUGUUGCUGCUUGUGUCGGGAUUGGGCCUCGGGGAGGUGCGGAUGGUGCAGGGGAAGGCGGGGAGGGGUUGGAAGGGGUGGAGAUGGGUGAGAUUGAGAUUUGUAGGGGGGAGAGCCGCAGUGCGGCGAGGAAUAGAGGGAGACUGGUGGGCGAUUGUGCUGAAGCAGGGGCGAUUGUGGUUGGGGGAAAGGGGAAGGCCGUUGUGGGGAAGGAAAUAGCAGCCAUGGGGGCAGGCGGUGCCAGCAGCGCAGUCACGCCUACCCCAAUCCCCUGCCCUCCCACUUCCCCACCCCCUUCUCUCCAUGCACAGGUGGUGCAAGCAGCGCAGUCACGCCACAAGGAUGAUUUCACACAGCAUGACGAGCAGAUCAGCACCAUGUCUGCUGUCGCCCCCCUUUGCUUCUGCUGCUGCUUCACCCCCCUUGCUGCUGCUUCACCCCCUUCACCCCCCUCUCCUCUCACAGGCGUACUGGCAGCGCAGUCACGCCACAAGGACGAUUUCACGCAGCAUGAUGAGGAAAUCAGCGGUUCCCUGUCGUACCCUCACUUCCCCACUAUCCCAUCACAGGCGGUGCAAGCAGUGCAGUGCCAGCACAAGGACGACUUCACACAGCAUGACGAGCAGAUCAGCGCUGUUGCUUCUGUCGCACUUCCCUUCUCCCAUUCCUCCAACCUCUGCCCCUCUUUCUCUCUGCAUCCCACUCACACUCACAGGCGGGAUGGUGGUGAUGGCGGUGGGGGGAUGAGGAGGCUGGGGUGUGGGGCGUGGGAGGUUCGUGGAUGGGAUGAGGAGGACGAGGAGGAGGACGAGGAGGACGAGGAGGAGGAUGGGGAGGAAGAAGAGGAAGGGUGGGUGGGACGCAUUGAGGGAGGUGGAGGGGAAGGAGGAGGUGGGGCAAUUGGAGAUGAAGGGGGAGGGAGGGAGCAGUUGGAGUAUGGGGAGGGAAGUGAAGAGGAGGAUGAGGAGGAUGAAAUGGAAGAGGAAGUGGAGGUUGAAGAGGAAGAUUAA